Messenger RNA from Colletotrichum navitas, 942 nucleotides. RefSeq lists its product as uncharacterized. Lineage: Eukaryota; Fungi; Ascomycota; Sordariomycetes; Glomerellales; Glomerellaceae. The coding region runs from base 1 to 942 and encodes 313 amino acids. The transcript is spliced from 3 exons. The record is from RefSeq and is a predicted model, not a curated record.
AUGCUCCUCUUGAGCUGGUCCGACCUAGAGAUCGUCCUCGAUCGGUACCCAUGGGCACGAGAACUCGCCGGAAUUAUCCCCCUCUCCGCCCUCAUCGACUUCGUCGACGUCCCCCGCCGAUUACACACAUACCAGCUCUCCGGUGCGACGCUCCUCUGGUGCUGGCCGGUAACCCCCUCAACAAGCCGUCUCCUCUUCUCGGAGAAGACCAAGGAUGCGACGUGCUGCCUCGACCGCUUCGGCCGCAGCCAGGGCUUGACGUGCCUCGACGGGCGGUACGGCAACAAAUACCUCAUGGCGAAUCCCGAGACCCUCCGCCUCUGCCUUUCGACGGCCCCGCGGACGGUUAUCCACAACACCCACGACAAUAUGAAGCGCGACAACGUCUGCAUCUAUACCCUUGAAGUGAUACAGGUCUUGCGGGCCGCGCUUUCGACGACCAGGAACAUGCUUCUCAAUAUGUACACUAUAUACACGUCGGCAGCGAUUGGGGCGGCGGCAAUCAAGGGGUGGGAUGCGUACGGCAUCGCGUUCUGGAUCGUGCUGUGCAUCGCGACUAACACGUACGUGUUUAACCCGGAGAACGGGGCCUCCGCGUGGAUGUGCAAGCACGCGAGGCUGAGGCUGGACAUGUUUGUGACGCAGGUCAGCUCGCGCCGGGCGCUGCUCAACGUCUUCAUGGCGCUUAACCGGGACACGUUCGACGUCGCCGGGAAGGGGUUCGGUCCUGGUUCGCUGAUGUGGAUCGAUCCCGUGCUCCACGCUGGGCCGAGCCGGAGCCGGUGCGAGGAGACGGUCGCGGCGGCGCAGACGGAGGACUGGAAGAGGAUGUAUGCCGACUACUGGGUGAGGGAGAUACUGAAGGGAGUGGAAAUAGCGGAGAAGAUUAUCGCCAAGGCGGGCCUCACGGGUCGUUUCGUCAAGCAGACCACAAGUGAGUGA